Molecule: messenger RNA, 5695 nt
Organism: Larimichthys crocea (large yellow croaker)
Lineage: Eukaryota; Metazoa; Chordata; Actinopteri; Sciaenidae
Gene: bmal1a
Product: basic helix-loop-helix ARNT like 1a
Exons: 20
Coding region: 353-2269 (638 amino acids)
Biological process (GO): regulation of DNA-templated transcription
Cellular component (GO): nucleus; transcription regulator complex; cytoplasm
Molecular function (GO): DNA-binding transcription factor activity; protein dimerization activity
Source: RefSeq, a predicted model, not a curated record
CUAGGUUAGUGGUCCGACAGGCAGUGACGGUGGAGAGAGAAACUGGGUCACCGAUCGAAAACCGUUUAUGUCACAGGCUCUCGGACGGGUUGCUAUCACACAGAACCGGCGGCUCCCCAAUGGAUAGACGAACCUCACCGGAUCUGCUGUGUAGACGGCUCGCACCAGCUGCUUAAGGAUCAGAUCGUAUUGCCGCAUCAAACUGGAUGAAACUAGGUCAGGCUUGAAUCAAACCGAGACUCAGACCAGAUCAGAACAGAGCAGACCAGACUGAUCCAGGCGACGACACCACCGCCAGGCCCGUCCAGGAGGCCUGUUCCAGUUUCCUAUCCAGUCGAGGGCUCGAGAGUGGAUGGAAGGAGAUGAUUUUAACACAGAGGCUGUGAUGAACAUCUGUGAUGACCUGAUGGCAGACCAAAGGAUGGACAUCUCGUCUACUAUGACUGACUUCAUGUCCCCCGGCUCCACCGACCUCAUCUCCAGCUCCAUCAGCACACCCGGCAUGGACUACACCCGCAAGAGGAAGGGCAGCACCACCGACUACCAAAUCGAUGGCUUUUCAUUUGAUGACAUGGACCCAGACAAAGAUAAACUGGGAAGUGACCAACAGGGCCGGAUUAAGAAUGCCAGAGAGGCGCACAGCCAGAUCGAGAAGCGUCGCCGGGACAAGAUGAACAGCUUCAUCGACGAGCUGGCGUCGCUGGUGCCCACCUGUAACGCCAUGUCCCGCAAGCUGGACAAGCUGACGGUCCUGCGCAUGGCCGUGCAGCACAUGAAGACACUCAGAGGUGCAGCCAACCCGUACACAGAGGCCAACUACAAGCCCUCGUUCCUGUCAGACGAUGAACUGAAGCACUUGAUACUGAGGGCUGCUGACGGUUUCCUGUUCGUGGUCGGCUGUGAUCGUGGAAAAAUCCUCUUCGUUUCCGAAUCGGUCUACAAAAUUCUGAACUACAGUCAGAACGACCUGAUAGGUCAGAGCCUGUUCGACUACCUUCACCCCAAGGACAUCGCCAAGGUCAAAGAGCAGCUUUCCUCCUCCGACACGGCUCCGCGAGAGCGGCUCAUCGACGCUAAGACUGGACUCCCAGUGAAGACUGACAUCACGCCCGGUCCGUCCAGACUCUGCUCCGGAGCCAGGCGGUCGUUUUUCUGCAGGAUGAAGUGCAACAGGCCGUCGGUCAAAGUCGAGGAUAAAGACUUUCCCUCGACCUGCUCGAAGAAAAAAGCGGACCGCAAGAGCUUCUGCACCAUCCACAGCACGGGCUACCUGAAGAGCUGGCCGCCCACCAAGAUGGGCCUCGACGAGGACAACGAGCCCGACAACGAGGGCUGCAACCUGAGCUGCCUGGUGGCCAUCGGCCGCCUGCACCCGCACAUUGUCCCCCAGCCGAGCCUGGCGGACAUCAGGGUGAAGCCCACCGAGUACGUCUCCCGGCACGCCAUCGACGGCAAGUUCGUCUUCGUGGACCAGAGAGCCACGGCCAUCCUCGCCUACCUGCCCCAGGAGCUGCUGGGAACCUCCUUCUACGAGUAUUUCCACCAGGACGACAUCGGCCACCUGGCGGAGUGCCACAGACAAGUGCUGCAGAUGAGAGAGAAGAUCAACACCAACUGUUACAAGUUCAAGAUCAAAGACGGCUCCUUCAUCACGCUGAGGAGCCGAUGGUUCAGCUUCAUGAACCCCUGGACCAAGGAGGUGGAGUACAUCGUCUCCACCAACACCGUCGUCUCGUGUCCUAUGAUGGAAGGAUCGGACUACCCUCAAUCUGCUGCCUCGCCGCAGAGCAUGGACAGUGUUCUCACCUCAGAGGGCGGAGGAAGGCGAGCGCUGCAGACGGUGCCCGGCAUUCCCGGAGGCACGAGAGCGGGAGCCGGCAAGAUCGGACGCAUGAUCGCAGAGGAAGUGAUGGAGAUCCAGAGGAUUCGAGGCUCCUCCCCGUCCAGCUGUGGCUCCAGCCCUCUGAACAUCACCAGCACUCCUCCACCCGACACCUGCUCUCCAGGAGGAAAGAAGAUCCAGAAUGGGGGGACGCCCGAGCUGCCGAGCACGGGGAUCAUUCCUGGACCCGAUUCUGUGGGCUACCCGUACUCCAACCAGUCCAUCAUGAGCGACAACUCCCACCUGAGCAUAGACAUCAUGGACGAUCCUGGUUCCAGCAGCCCCAGCAACGACGAGGCGGCCAUGGCCGUCAUCAUGUCCCUGCUGGAGGCGGACGCCGGCCUGGGCGGCCCCGUCGACUUCAGCGACCUGCCCUGGCCUUUGUGAGGAAGCAGGGAGGGCGGAGGAAGAGGAGGAGGAGGAGGAGAGGGAGCCACUGAUGGAGAGAGUUCCUGCCCUCCGUACGCAACUACACUGCAAAAAAAAAAAACAACCUCCGUCUUUACAGAUGACUUUCUAUCGAGGGUGUAGACGCUGAAGAUUGUUCUUUGUUUCCGAGAAGCACUACACACACACGAGAGGAGACGAGGCUCUGGCCGCUGUUCAGGAUUACUUUUUGACUCAUUAUUCCCUGAAGGUGGACGAGAGACAAAGAGUUGCGUCAAGUUGAUCCUUUUUUUGCAGCGUUAGUUGCCCCCUAAUGUUGCCACGACGAGAGACCGUUCGACUGAACGAACCCGGCGAAAAGUGGCAUCUCGAAGUUCUCAAAGGAUCGCGGGGCUAAAGCAUCCGAACUCUGGCUCUCCGACCCCUCGAUCCAACCCAGGACUCCUGAGACGUUCACAAACGGUGGUUGAAGUUUGAUAACGAGGGGUCCCUCGUCAUCUCUUGACUGUACGUACAAGUCUCCUCGUUGGGAAGUCGGUUGGCUGUUUUUAGCCUCACCGCACCGGUUACCCUCCGGACAUUCACCUGGAAGAUUCUCAGAGGUCCUUUAUUCCCAACGAAACACCGCCAAGCUGCUGUUUCUUCAACUAACACCAACGUUAACACGUUCUUGUUGUUUUUUUUUUCUUUGAAGCUCCUCACUAAAUUAUAUUUUCCCAGAAGAGUCGAGCGGAUUCUGUAUUCCCCGAGUUUAAAAUGUUAAAAUACGAUUCGACGCUAACCCGAAUGGAGAGAUAACAUCGGCGCUGGCGGCUGCGUGACACGCCACCAACCAACGCAGUUUUAUACGAGCUUGAACUUAGUACGAAGUAAAGAACUGGGACAAAGCUCGACCAUCAGCUAACUCUGAGCUGGUUUCCAGUAUGUCGAGUGUUCAAACGGGCCCGAAACACGUCCAGGGGAAACGCCGUUUCACACUCCAGUUGUUCGUGAACGUCCCGAGACAACACGGUUAGGCUGAAUAUGAUUUCGGCCCGGUUCUGGACUUGCACAGCUUUCUUUCUUAGUGUGUUGAUGGCUGGAAGUGAAGCUCUGGCAACCAUUAUGACAAAGAAUCGGACUGUAAAAGUCGAGGAGAUGGGGGAGAAAAAAAGCGGGACGCUGCAGUUUGGAGUGCAGGUUUGCACCCGCCCGACGUUGUUUAUCGGCGGUGUCUCCACCUGCUCAUCUUACCCGUACAAAGCACCUAAGAUGCAGUCGGUAAACUCUAGUCGCUCAACAGGAGUGCUGACGCUGAGAUUUGUGAUCCGAACAUUUAAAAAGAGAGAUCGGACACAUCGGUCGUCGGGACCUGAGGCUUCGGUUUAAGAGCCGCCCACCUCUGACUUGUUUUACCGGAGUUGGGAGAAGUUUAAAAAAAAAAAAAAAAACCCCUGAGUUAAAUUCUGCUGCAGAAACGAUUCAGUGAGUUGCUCAUGAAUUUGGUCUGUUUAGCACUUAACUGUCAAUGCAAACUACCUUAUCAGCAGCAGAGAGGGCUACGAUGUGAACGCACAGAUACAUGUAGAGACGAAGGCGAUCGAGCAGCGUCAGGUUCUGGACGCGUUUAAAAAAAAAAUUAAUGAAUAAAUGAAUAUCCUCAACACGACGUCUUCGACCUCGCCGGCUCUCUGCUGCUUUUUUGUUGUCGGUUUGUGAUUGGAGGCGGACACCUCGAGAGAAAUCGAGCUCGCCCGUGUGGACGGAAAAGAUUCAACCGAUGCCAGAAUGUGUCCGGAAAGAUGAAUUUUACUGAAUAUGUUGGAAAAUGUUUGCGUGUGUACUCUGACAUGACAUGAAACAAACACGAUUCAGUUCAGCUUUAACACACUUUGUGUCUUUGUUCGUCUAACUCUGCCUCUCGUUUGUUACCGUUCAAGUCACACAGUUGAGCGUCACUGUUUCUCACCGCUGCUCUGAAGGAGAUUUCUCGACUCUUUAACUCGUCUCGAUGGAUAAAUUAUGAACUUGUUUAUGUCUUUACGUUAUCAGGUGGCUGGAAAUCAUGUAAGCUCUUUGUUUUGGAAGGAAAAGUUUCUGUGAGACGACAAAUUUUGUGCCAAAGUUCGAACAGUUUCUGUUCUUGUUUUUUUUUUCUCUCACUGGUUUGAGGUUUGUUGGUCUGACCACAUGGAGUAAGAACUGAACACCAUGACAUCAACAGCACAGAAACUUAGGAGUCAUGAUCAAUGAACGAACCUUCUCCGAUCACGUCGCCUCGGUUGGACUUCCCAGUCAGAAAAAUCAGCUUUACCUGACUCAACAUGUUUACCCUCCUGAUUCAGGCUGUGGUGAUCUCUAGAUUACUGUACCGCCCUCCUGACGGGCCUCCAAGCCUGCUCGGUAAAACCCUUUCAGAUGAUCCAGAACGUAGCUGUAUGCCUGGUUACCCCGCUGCUCAUCGAGCUGCAAGGUCUACCUGUAGCAGCCCACAUUAAAUUUAAAUCCCCAACGCCGACUACAAAGUAAUCUCCGGUUCUUGAACGUCCUCGUACAGACAGAUGUUACCUCCUCCUGGCUCUGCCGCCUGUACGCUCAGGACAGUGCAAACUUUUAACAUCUGUUGUUCCCCGUUGGUCCUACUAGUUCCUACCAAAUCAGGGGCGUCCCUCUCUACUUUCACAAACCUCCUGAAGACCUUUUUGUACCAGGCUGUAAACAUGUUUAUUUCUGCUGUGAAGUUUUGAACAUGGGGACUUAUGGAGACUGACUCACUUCUGGAUUUUUUUGUUUGUUUGUUUUUGUUUUUUGGCUCUUAAUGUCCGUUCAAAUUUCAAAAUUCACGCUGUCGCGUCGUUUUCCGGCCUUCGUCUUCGGUUUAGACGGCGUUCGGUCACAUGGUUCAGACGAGUGACGCUCGGCUGUUGGACUUGGAAAAAUUCACGAGAGGCACAAACUGGACGACCGUUUUCCUUCCACACGGGCAGAAAGUUUUUAAUCUCUCACUCUACAUUUGACGUUUGUUUUGAGUUCUGUCUGAUUGGCGAUGCAAAACGGCGUAAUGGUCCAAUCAGUUCCUGUGUCGCCCCGCCGUGAUUUACGCGAUGGUUUUCAGUCGGUUGGGUUGAAACCGGACUGUUUACUGAGCUCAGGCUCCGCCCACCUCCUCCUGUCCUCCUCCAAUCAUGCGUCAGCAGCCGGUGAGGUCCCUCCUCCUCCCCUCACCUGUACCUGUUCUAGUGGUUUUUCUGUUUCAAUGUUUUCACGAUACACACUACAAUAAAGUGCCCCUCCUCCUCCUUGUUGAUAUCCACCUGACAAUAAUGUAUCAAAUCUUUAAAUAUUAUCAUGUUAAGAGUAUACUUUAUGCAAAUAUAUGAGUAUGAUGAGUGUAUUGUAUGUAUCAGCAGUGAAAUAUUUUUAAAAUAAAAUUAUUUGUUUCUGUCA